AUGAAAUUCGUUGCCCUCAGCAUGAAGCUCAUCGCUCUUGCGCCCCUCGUCGCACUAGCGGUACAUGCGCUGCCGACUAGUGGUACUCGAGGAUUUACUUUGAAGCGUGGUGACCUUGUCGAUGACACUCCAGAUAUCUACAAGCGCGAGGGCCUCGUCGAUGACACUCCAGAUAUCUACAAGCGCGAGGGCCUCGUCGAUGACACUCCAGAGGUCUACAAACGUGGCGACCUGGUCGAUGAUACUCCGGAGUUCUACAAACGCGAGGACCUUACUGAUGAUACUCCCGAGAUUUACAAGCGUGAGGGUCUCGUCGACGACACACCUGAGAUCUAUAAGCGUGCGACAAAACGCGAGGACCUCAUCGACGACACUCCCGAGAUCUAUAGGCGGAGCGACCUUGUUGAUGACACUCCUGAAAUAUACAGGCGCGAUGACCUUGUGGACGACACCCCGAGCGUAUACAAGCGCGGAGAUCUUGUCGAUGACACUCCCAGCGUGUAUUGA
Messenger RNA from Laetiporus sulphureus 93-53, 507 nucleotides. RefSeq lists its product as uncharacterized. The transcript is spliced from 3 exons. Bases 1 to 507 code for a protein of 168 amino acids. The record is from RefSeq and is a predicted model, not a curated record. NCBI's taxonomy places the organism in Eukaryota, Fungi, Basidiomycota, Agaricomycetes, Polyporales, Laetiporaceae.